CCUGGGGAGUGAUCGGCGAAUGGCCGCCGAUCGUAGCGCCGCCGAUCGUCGCUUGCGUCCGCCCGACUCGGAGCAGAAAGCGUCCCGGAGAACUCGGCACGUCGCCGAAUCCGUCACUCAGUCGCCAAUGAGCCACGGCGGGAGCGCGCGCGCGGUUUCUCGAACCGCCAUAGUCAUGCAGUCAUCGAACCACCGACCUCGCCCUCUCCUGGCGCGAUUAUCGUGGCUGUAACUUUUGAAGACCAUCACUGCCACAUUAUAUUUUCUCUCGGAUUUCCCAUCCAACGUGCUUCAACCUGCGCUUGUUUUACUGUGUGUGCCAUCAUGCCGUGCUGACCCAAGUGCCGAUGGCUCGACAUCUGUGAGUUUUGCUGUGUGACAAUAAGUGGGCGUGCGUGUCCAAGGUGCUUGCUACGGAGAACUGCUGCCUCUUCACCUUUCACAGCUUUAUUCUUCGCCGUGCCAAUAACUUCGACAACAUUGCGCGCAGCUUUAUCUUCACUGUAGUCAUCCCGACAUUCCAUCGUGGGCCUUGUCCUGAGGUUGAUCCAGGACUGUUUUGUUCGGCACGUAGAUACCACUGGCGCGGCUAUAUUUGCUCGUGAGGUACAAUUUCGUCGAUUACUUGGUUCGGCUGGGCGUCAAAGACAUCGCACCCUUUCUCUCAGUAUCUUCACGGCAUCCCCAGCGAGACCGAGGCUAAGCCUACAUCACGUUCCCGAAUUAUGACACAAAUAGGUUGUGACGUGUGAAGUGUUUGGCCGCAUGACGGCUCGGACGUGAGUGUGACGCGAAGUUCGUGACGAGUAGGUGUACUGUGCUCACGACCUGGGGGCGAUCUCUUGCUCGCGUCGUUUCGCAAGCUUGUGACGUCGGCAUAGGCGCUGAGCGCUUGUGCGCGCUUUCGUGGUGAUGGCGUGGACUACGUGAUUGUUUUGUGUGUGUGUGUCUCGCGAGAGGCAGCGAAGGCGUCCAAGCGUGGAUAAAGACAACGCAGUGAAGGACCGUCGGAUAUGGAAGGAAUCUGGAUGGUGGCGACGCUUCUUGCAGCGUCUUGCGUGUCAGCGGCGUCAGCGGGAUUUAUUUUCCCAGCUUCGCAACGCAAGGCGGCAGAUGGACUAUUCGAUGACGAAGGCAUCCCAGAAGAAGCUCUGUACUACGAAACCAUCCAGCCGACGGUAAAGUCGGGGAAAGACAAGCAGCAGUUUGCCCCCAGCCAGGGUUCGUUCUACGAAACCAUCAAGCGAGCGGGAAAAUCCGGCAAAGACAGGCAGCACUUCAUUCACACACUCUUCAUGAAGCCUGCGCCGACGCUGCCACCGCCGCUGUGGAGACCACCACACCACAGGGAUGCGGUAUUGCUGCCCUACAUUCCUCUUAUGGGAGGGUACAACCGCGGUCACGCCCCCUGGAGACAACCGGGAGCUCUGAGCCGAGGAUUUCCGCCUCAGCAGGGAGUGGAACCACUGAGUGGACUGUACGACGGCAAUACUCUCAAUGACGAGCCUGACACAAUCAAUUCUAACGUGCCGCCGUUGUGGCCAGAUCCGAACAGGGUUCACCCGAUGUCCGGUAGCUUCGAAUGGCCCUUGCCACACUUCAGCCGGCUGCACUGGACGCCAGUACUGACCAACCUUUGGGACUCUCACCCUAGUUCCGGCACGGGCCACGUGGACAGGCCGGUCGUCAUCAAACCCAAGCCUGUAACAAAGUCGACGCGCAGACCAGAAGCCGGGACUGGAGAGGAGCCCGAACCCAAGUUUGUAGAAACAAUCCUCACGCACCCUACGGAAAACCCCAUUGAACACCCUACAGAAUGGACUGUGGACGUCCCCUUCGAGUGGCCGCUACACAAGCCUGGUACAGAGACGACUGUGGAGCCUGAAGACAAGCCACAGGUGGGGCCCGUCCCGGAGCCGCAUGAUAACAGCGCAGUAGGAUUCGCGACGGAGGAGGUGGGCGAUAACGAACCAUCAAGCGGUUCCGUUCCAUCGGUCGGGUCAGGGCAACCCGAAAGCGCUAACGUUCUACCUGUGUCUUCGGGCUCGGUCAUCAGCACCUUCAAAUUUCCUGGGCCACCCUCCGAAGAGGCGACGGGCUCGAAGACUGAACGUGAAGGAACCGCGCUACCUCAAUCAGUACCGGGAGAACACACGCACGCUCCUGGUAACAAAGAAAAAACCUCUGCACCCAAGACGACAAAAAAGAGUCAUCAUCAUCAUCCGCCUCCCGUAACCGCUUCCCGCCCGCACCCUGAGAAGGAAAUGUCCGAUACCGAAGUAAUGAAAGCAUUCAACUUCAACCCUCCCGGCUUGAUCAUGGAAAUGGCAGUCUUCUACGACGCUGACAGCGAAAGGUCGUUCAUAGAAGCACUCGGCUCCACGAGCAGCCUUGAGGAUGCCAUUAAGACCAUCAUUUCACAGGUGCAGGUCUUCUACAAGUCACCUUGGCUGAAAACUCCUCUACACAUCAUCAUCACUGAACUUAGGUUGCUUGAAGUAGGAGCGAACCAGCAACUGGAGUCGGACGAGGCUGACAAGUUGCUCAAGGGUUUUAGCAACUUCACUGCAAGAACUAACGCGCACGACGACCAGCCGGGACACUGGGACGUGGCACUGCUGCUCACUGGGAAGGACAUGCACGCGGCGAGAGAUGGGAAGAAAGAUACAAGCGUUUUAGGAAAGGCCUACUUAGGUGGCGUCUGCACCCGGGAUUAUGCCAACGUCGUUGUGGAGUUUGGAUCGACCAAUCCGAAGCGAAGGCCGAUGACCACAUUCGGCCUGCAGACGAGCGAUGUGGCCGCUCACGAACUGGCACACAGCCUGGGCGUCCACCACGACGGUCCGCCGGAAAACGACGACUGCUCGCUGGACCGCUACCUGAUGGGUCCGUGGCGAACCUCCAACACGACCACCUGGUGGUCCCCGUGCAGUCUCCAGGUGCUCACCAAGCUGCACGAGAACGUCAAACUGACAUGCCUCAGGAAGGCACCCUCUGUUAAAAGACUGCGGCAAGUGCUGCAUUGGAACUCGUGGCGCAGCUCGCAUCCUCCUGGCCAGCAGUGGGACGCCGACGCGCAGUGCCGUGUCUUCCUCAAGAGCGAGGCCGCGAGGUGCAGCAUCAAGCCUGAGAAUAUGAGUGCGGUAUGCCGUGCCUUACAAUGCAAGAGCCCGGAAAGAAUUGGCCUGUUUGGAGCCGGACAUGCAUUGGAGGGAACCUACUGUGGAGAUAACAAUUGGUGUCAGGGCACCAAGUGUGUGCCGUUCCCCAAGUCCAUGCCCGUGGUGCCCGGUGGCUGGAGUGACUGGGAAACGGUGACCGAGUGCAGCCAGCCGUGCCUCCAGCACAGCGUGGCGCUGAUGCGCAUGAAGAGGGCGUGCACCGAUCCACGACGGCAGAACACGUUGGAAGGCUGCGAGGGAGACAGCAUUAAACUAAGGCCCUGCGACAUCACCGCCAACAAGAACGCUCCGAAGUGCACGCAGCCGAAAACCAACCAGCAGUACAUAGACGAAAAAUGCGCUCUCUUCGCUCGCUCCAAGCCUGAACUGAAGCCGAAGGGCACUCAGGUGCCGUACAGCGAAGCCCAGUCGUGGCGCGCCUGCGCCAUUCACUGUGGCUACAAGGGUGACGCGUACAUCGCGGCCAAGUUCUUCCUCAACGAGCAGACGAACGAGACGGGCGUGCUGCCGGACGGCACCCGCUGCCACUUCGACAAGUCCAAGGGGGCCGCCUACUACUGCCAGCAGGGGCAGUGCGUCACGCUCCUCAGGAGCCUCGCCGGCAUUGAGGACAGCGUGGCCGGACAGGUCCUCGAGGUUGAAGACUCGGACUGGGCGCCGGACACCGAGGGUCGACGAUUGGUCGAGAAGUACCUGGAGUACGUGCCCGGCAAGGAGUUUGCAGUGUUGGACCCGAAGAAAGUGCCCAGAGCGCGAGCUCGCAUCGCUGUGGACGACCUUUAGUCUUUACUGGACUCGGCGUCUUCCGCUCACCUCCCGUUGGUGCGAUUCUGCAACAGUGCAUGCAACAACAGCAGACGUUAGCAGAAGGAAGUAUUUUUCAAAUGUGCAGACGAACACGACGUCUCGGGGACAGUGUUGAAGAGUUCGCGCGAUUCUAAAUGGGAAACAAUAAAGAUGAUCAUCAGUGCAUGCAACAGCAACAGACGGUACCAGGAGGAAGUACUUUGCAAAUGUGCAGACGAACACAACGUCCUGUGCCCAGCAUGUAAGAGAUUGCGCGAUUGCCAAUGCGAACCAAUAAGUAUAAUAUUCUUGUCUCUUACACAGAGUCAAAUCCCCAAAUCUUUUCGAUCGAUUUCAAGAAUAUCACUGUAAUGGCCUUAAGAAUGACUUGGGCAGGCUGGUUGACACCCUAAGUUGAAAAAAAGAGCGCGAGACCACUAAGCACAAGAGAGGAAAUGUAGAACGGGAUGCGAAGUAAUUACGCAGUUACGUCAGUGUUUGAAUAUCAGUUCACUAUAACUGCUUUACUAGAUACGUUCCUUGUUUAUUAAAACGUCAUUUGGUAUUCA
Molecule: messenger RNA, 4537 nt
Organism: Dermacentor silvarum
Lineage: Eukaryota; Metazoa; Arthropoda; Arachnida; Ixodida; Ixodidae
Product: A disintegrin and metalloproteinase with thrombospondin motifs 7
Exons: 19
Coding region: 1014-3965 (983 amino acids)
Biological process (GO): extracellular matrix organization; proteolysis
Cellular component (GO): extracellular matrix
Molecular function (GO): metalloendopeptidase activity
Source: RefSeq, a predicted model, not a curated record